CAGAGUUUAACUGUGCCAAAUCGCAAUGGAAAAGUGUAUCAAGCACAACCAGCCAUGCGCCGUCCGCACGGGCCUGUCCGAUGGUCCCUCCAAAGGCAAAAGCUUCCUGGUCUGCGGCCAAGAUUCGAUGUGCGACUUUACGCGCGCUCUUCCAGCUGUGGAGGUCGCUGCAUGGCCUUGCCCCGAGCAUCCGACGUCCGUCUGUGGCUACCGGCGAUACGAGAACUCUGCCGAUGGCGUUCUGGUGCGGUUUCGGUGCAACAAGGCGACGUCAGCCAAUGCAUGGUGUGGCGCGAAACGCUGCCGAGACUGGAACAACGCCUUGUCUGAAACGGGAUUGCGUUCCCUCGCCAAGCCAUCCACGUCCGCCCCCGUCGCUGCUGCAAAUUCUUCGGUGAAUGCAGCAGCAGAUGUAGACUCUCUCGGCGAUGCGCUCUCUGGGAUUGCAAUCACAUCACCGUCGUCGAGCAAAGCUCUCCCUAAAGAGGCAACUCUUGGCCCCAAAACCGCGCCGACGGACACGGAUGCUCUUGCGUCUCGCUUGGAAAGCUCUCUUGUUGUUUCCACACCCGAAACGUACAAUGCCUUGAUUUCUGUCGACAUCGACAAGGCUCGUCGCGAGCUCGCCAAGCAGCGCGAGCUGGUCGCGUCUUCCAUGUACAAUACCUUUCCGGCUGACAUCAAGGCAAAAAUCCAGAGCAAAACCCAGUCGGUGGAAGCUGAGCUGGCCGCCCUCGAAAAGCGCGAAGCCGCGCAGGCUCACUUGCGCCAGAACUUUGAGCAAGCUCGCGCAGCGGAACAAGCCGCGCAGAAACGGGAACUAGAAGCAAACCAACAGCGAAACCAAGACUUUCACCACAGCCAAUCUCUCGAAUAUUCCAUCCUAUGUGGAACAUCCAUGGCGGAAAGAGGCCAUAGCAUUCCGGCGCUUGACGCCACAGAGUUGGCGCAUGUGCUCCCGACGGACCUGUUCUUGCUGCGCAAUGAAGCCGCUCUGUCUGCCAGUCUCCCGAGCGCUGGCCAAGAAAUGCAACCCGCCCACAUGCUCACGCGGCUGUUGCCGCAUCAGCUCGACGGUGUGGCAUGGAUGCUUUGGCGUGAGCGGGCCAGCAAGGUCGAGCUGCCCCCACAGCCCGCCCAGCCGCAGUCCACCUCGCAGCAAUCCGCCUCGCAGCAGUCCGCCCCGCAGCAGGCCGCAAAGCCGCCCGCACCCGCGAGACCCACAUUGUGCCGCGGCGGUCUGCUGGCAGAUGACAUGGGCAUGGGCAAGACAAUGACCACCAUUGCGUGUGUGUGUUUGGACAAGGAAGCGUCCACUCGAGGCCCCAGCACCCCUGCCAUGCCUGCGCUGCGCCAAACCCUCAUUGUCUGUCCUCUUUCCGUGCUGCACCAGUGGCGCGAUGAAAUCGAAAAGCAUACAGCUCCGGGCUACCUCCGCAUUUUCACCCACCAUGGCGAUUCCCGCGCCAAGUCCGUUGCCGAUUUGGCAUCGUACGACAUUAUCCUGACAACCUACAAUAUGGUUGAAAUGGAAAGCAGAGAUGCAGUGUCCACCUCUGCAGAGAGUAGCGAUGCCCCCAAGCCUGCUGCAAGCAAGGGGAAAAAGGGUGCUGCAGGCAAAGCUGCUGGUGCCCAUGCCGCUGUCCUGAACGAGGUCUCCUGGCACCGCAUUGUGCUCGACGAAGGACAUACCAUCCGCAAUCCCAUCGCGAACACCAGCAAGGCAGCCUGCAAGCUGCUGGGUGAAUGUCGUUGGUUGCUCUCUGGCACCCCGAUUCACAAUACGACAGACGAUCUGCUGGGAGCAGUGCGCUUUUUGCACGUGCUGCCAUUUGCCAAUCGCCGAGUGUGGACGACCGUUAUGGCAACGACGCGCAACAAGUAUUCAUACAGUAGCAGCUACCAAGGCGAGCCGUUGAUGAAUCAGCUCGUCCGUGCCCUGGUGUUGCGCCGAACCAAGGAGGACAUGCGCCGCGACUCUGCAGCGCUCGCAGUGUCAUCAUCUCAAUCCACUGCCGCUCCAUCUGCAACGGCUUCGACCUCCUCGUCCUCGACGUCCGCUGGAGCCCUGCCAGAAAAAGUCGUGCUCACAACCGAUGUGCAGCUGACAGACUUGGAGCAACUGCUGUAUGACCAGCUGCAUUCGAGCGCAGCGGCGCAAUUGAAAGCACAGCUCGCUGCGCGCGCCGCGGGGACGACAGCCGACGCCACCGACCGGAGACUCAACCUGCUGGAAAAGAUUCUUCGCUUGCGCCAAAUCAGCUGCCAUCCUGCCUUGAUGGGCGGCGUUCCUGACAUGGACAAUCAAGCAGAUGGAGACAGUGACAGCGACAGCGACUCAACCAGCUCGGACGACGAUUCCAGCUCGGACGACGACUCCAGCUCGGACGACUCGGACGACAAGCACUCAACCUCCUACCGCUCCAAGGGCAAGGCCCCGCGGCGCCAGAAGACAAAGACGAGCCGUCAGCCGGCCGUUCCCAAACCUCGGCCCGCCGCAGUGGACACAGCCGACACGUUGGCGGAGCAGCUAGCUGCGCUUGCUGUCGGCACCUCGAGAACGAGGAAACAGUCGCGUCCGGAUGGUCCAUUGGAAGAUGUGGAACGGUUCCUACCCAUGAUGGACCCAAGCUUUCGAUCUGCAAAGCUCACAGCCUUGCUGCAACUGCUGCAAACAGUCACUGCGGCUGGUGAGAAGGCAAUUGUCGUUUCACAAUGGACGUCCAUGCUCAACAUUGUAGCGCAGCAUUUGCGGUCGAGUGGCAUCACCUUCUCCCAGAUUGACGGCUCAAUGAACUCAAAGCAGCGCGAAAAGUCCAUCAAGGCGUUUUACGGGAACUGGACUGCUGACUUGGCUCGGCAGCAGCAAGCGAACGCGAACAGCACAGACAAGAAGAGCAAGCAUCCUCUCAUCACGGGAUCACGGGUGAUGCUACUGUCACUGCUUGCCGGAGGCGUUGGACUGAAUUUGGUUGCUGCUAACCAUGUUGUCAUCGCAGACGGCCAUUGGAAUCCUGCGUUGGAAGACCAAGCCUGCGAUCGGGCGUACCGCGUCGGACAACCGCUGAAGGUGACAGUGCAUCGGCUCAUCUGCAAGGGAACGGUCGAAGAACGCGUGGCAGCGCUGCAGGCAAAGAAGCGUGCGCUAAGCAAGGACAUUAUUCAGAGCGCUCGCGCCGGAGCUGUCGCGAAACCUACCACGCUCAAGCAGGAGGAUGCUCAGCUGCAGGCCGCCGAGAUGCAAGCACUUUUGCUCUAGUCUUCAAAAGCAGCGUAUGUGUCUGUUACACAUGUGGCUUUCUUUUUUUUCGGAAAUCAAUGCACGACGC
This is a messenger RNA of Capsaspora owczarzaki ATCC 30864, 3329 nucleotides long. RefSeq lists its product as hypothetical. Lineage: Eukaryota; Filasterea; Ministeriida; Capsasporidae. Gene Ontology annotation, molecular function: ATP-dependent chromatin remodeler activity; ATP binding. The transcript has 2 exons. The record is from RefSeq and is a predicted model, not a curated record. Bases 26 to 3259 code for a protein of 1077 amino acids.